CUUUCCUCUCGCUUUGUACCGCGCCACCCAUUUCUUUCGACACCUCCCGCCAUAUCUCUCUCUCUCUCUCGCCCUUUCCCAGUCGCCAUUCAUGUCCUCAUGACCCUCUAUGAACACUCCAGAUGCCUAUCGAGAUGCAGAAUACAUCGCUGACGUAUCCGGCACGUCCUAUGGCAGCGAUGUGGACCAGUCGGCCCAGCAAUCGGGCCAGGGCGAGCGCAUGAAAAAGGUGCAGUCGGCGGCUAAGGUUCUCUUCAUUGAUCGGCUCCUUCGCGAUCUCGACAUCUUGAUCUACUGCGAAUUAUCAGCGCUAUAUUACUUGGAUUGCUCGAUCGUCGUCUUCGCCGUCCGCGCCAUUGUACAGUUCAUCUUCUUCACCCCAAAAGCACCCCCGUUCGACCCCACGCGGAACCAGCCGUUCAUCGGAGCCAUCUUCUCCAGCAAUCUCUUCUGCAUGGCCUACCACAAGUUCCUCAGUCACCCCGAAGCCGACGAGACAACCCGUGGGUACCUGCACGGCGGACUCCUGAUCGACUUUAUCGGACAAAAGGCGCCAGUGUCGCUGGUACGACUACUAUCGCUGGACGUGCUAGUCCUUCUCCUCGAUUUGAUUAUGCUGGGCUUGAUCAUCGAGCGCGUGAAGACCAUCGACGCCACUGGGUCAAACACCACAGCAUCAGAACCCAUAGAAACCUCACCCGACCCACAAGAUCACGACUCCGAAGAACGGGGCGUCCUCCGCACCGGCCCGCCGUCUUCCUCCGCAUCGCCACAGCAACCCCCCAAUACCGAGGACAUCGAGCUCGAUGAGCUGCGUCCACGAAAUGAUACACCGCACAGCGACGUGAGCGCAGACGAGCAGUUGGAGCGCACAGAACUCCUAGCCGAGCCGGAAGGUGGGAAGCAUACCCACCCCUUAGAUGUGUUUUCGUCCGGCGAGGCCGUCGUCAUGAACAUGGGCUUGUUGGAUAUCAUCCGCGACCAGUGGCGGUACAGCCCUGCGGCAGUGCGACGGCCCUCACCGUAUGUGCCGUCAGAUCAGACGGCGACUUUUCUGCGCGAGCGAUUUGGGCUCCAGGUUGGGCCUGAUGGGCGUGUCCAACGGAUUGGGUCGUAGGGUUCUUUUGGCGAUGAUAUCCAGGUUAUGUUAUGUUAUGAUAUGGUAUGGUUAUGGUUUACGCACGGGGUGGGCUGUUGUAGUCUGUACAUAUGUCAAUAGCUUAUCCCAUCACCGCAUCUCUUCACGCAUCCUUC
Aspergillus campestris IBT 28561 is the source of this 1254-nucleotide messenger RNA. RefSeq names its product DSC4 family protein. The transcript is spliced from 2 exons. NCBI's taxonomy places the organism in Eukaryota, Fungi, Ascomycota, Eurotiomycetes, Eurotiales, Aspergillaceae. Gene Ontology annotation, cellular component: Dsc E3 ubiquitin ligase complex. The record is from RefSeq and is a predicted model, not a curated record. Bases 110 to 1117 code for a protein of 335 amino acids. Gene Ontology annotation, biological process: SREBP signaling pathway; protein processing.